UUUCUGACAAUCUGCUCCAUCUUUAGUUUUCUAAGCUUGGAGUUGAAUGGGUGUCGCAGUUCCGUUGUCAACUUCAUAUUUUAAUAGAAUUACAUAGGACGAAACAGCAACCAUGGCACAUGGAUUAAAAGAAAGAUUUGAUACGUUUUUGCACGAAAAGAAUCUUCUGACAGAUACCUUGGCAAAGAUCGAGGUAAAAACCGGAGUAAACAGGUCGUAUAUCGCAAUUGUUAUCAUUGCCAUCAUCGCACUUUAUCUGGUUAUUGGCUAUGGAGCCUCCCUAUUGUGCAAUCUUAUUGGAUUCGUCUAUCCAGCUUACAUAUCGAUCAAAGCCAUCGAGAGUGCAACCAAAGAGGACGACACAAAAUGGCUGACUUACUGGGUGGUGUAUGGAGUCUUCAGUGUGUCCGAGUUUUUUGCUGACAUCUUCCUGUCCUGGUUCCCCUUCUAUUAUAUUGGAAAGAGCGCUUUCCUGGUUUGGUGUAUGGCCCCCACUCCCUCCAAUGGGUCCAUUCAGAUCUACACACGGAUCAUACGCCCUGUCUUCCUCAAGAAUGAGGCCAAGAUUGACAACGUGGUGAAGGACCUCAAGGACAAGGCAUCAGAGGCAGCUGAUAAGUUCAAAGAUGAAGCAAAGAAAGCUACAGCAAACAUCAUUUUUGAGGAGAAAAAGAGCUCCUAGAUUCAACCGAAGGAUAAAAGUUAUCUUUCAACAGCACCAUCUCUGAAGUGGACUGUGAAACAACCGAAUAAAUGUUGCCUUUGAAUUUUUGUUAUUUUAUAAAUUAUAUCAGAACGGUAGUAUAUUGAUCUUGCACACUUUGUCUGUAAAAACUUAAAUCAAUGGUAAUGUUAUUCUCAAGUGAACUAAGCCAUUUCCCUGAGACAACUGAAAAGCCUUUAACUUCAAGUACCUUUAAUCUAAUCAAAGCCUGCAAUGUGUUCCCUCCCUGCAAUGCUUUAUGUAACCAAAUAAAGAAAUGUGCUGUUA
Messenger RNA from Osmerus eperlanus (European smelt), 991 nucleotides. RefSeq names its product receptor accessory protein 5 (gene reep5). NCBI's taxonomy places the organism in Eukaryota, Metazoa, Chordata, Actinopteri, Osmeriformes, Osmeridae. The transcript has 5 exons. Bases 113 to 682 code for a protein of 189 amino acids. The record is from RefSeq and is a predicted model, not a curated record.